Dipodomys spectabilis (banner-tailed kangaroo rat) is the source of this 1883-nucleotide messenger RNA. It is a transcript of the gene Emid1, whose product is annotated as EMI domain containing 1. The record is from RefSeq and is a predicted model, not a curated record. The transcript is spliced from 15 exons. NCBI's taxonomy places the organism in Eukaryota, Metazoa, Chordata, Mammalia, Rodentia, Heteromyidae. Bases 43 to 1443 code for a protein of 466 amino acids. Gene Ontology annotation, molecular function: protein binding.
GCGGGGACGCGGAGGCGGCGAGGCCGCGCGGACGGGCGCAGCAUGGGCGGCCCGCGGGCCUGGGCGCUGCUCUGCCUCGGGCUCCUGCUCCCUGGAGGCGGCGCCGCGUGGAGCGUCGGGGGCGCCCCGUUCUCCGGACGCAGGAACUGGUGCUCCUACGUAGUGACCCGUACUGUCUCAUGCCACGUGCAAAAUGGCACCUACCUUCAGCGAGUGCUGCAGAACUGCCCCUGGCCCAUGAGCUGCCCGGGGAGCAGCUACAGAACCGUGGUGCGGCCCACAUACAAAGUGACGUACAAGACAGUGACUGCCAGGGAAUGGCGGUGCUGCCCUGGGCAUUCAGGGGUGACCUGCGAGGAAGGUUCCUCGGGCUUUGUGGAGCCCGUGUGGCCGGGCAGCACCAUGCGGCGGAUGGCCCUUCGGCCUAUGUCCUUCUCAGGUUGCCUCAACUGUAGCAAAGUAUCCGAGCUGACAGAGCGGCUGAAGGCCCUGGAGGCCAAGGUGGCUGUGCUGUCAGUCACAGAGCAGGCGGUGUCCCCAAGCCCAGUUACCCCUGAGAACCCUGCUCCACUCUGGGGUUCCCCAGCUGCUCAGGGAAGCCCGGGAGAUGAAGGCCUCCGGGGCCUGCUAGGAGCCAGAGAGAGUUUGAGGGCCCCACUGCUCCCUCGAGAUGAUCAAGCUGGAACUCAGGGGCUGCCUGGGCCCAUUGGCCCCAAGGGAGACACUGGCAGCCAGGGCCCAAUGGGAAUGAGGGGCCCACCAGGUCCACAGGGCCCCCCUGGAAGCCCUGGCCAGGUGGGAGCUACUGGCACCCCUGGAGAGAUGGGACCUCCAGGCCCCCCAGGGCCUCCUGGUCCCCCAGGACCCCCAGCACCUAUUGGACCACCCCUCAGCCGGAUCUCCCAGCAUGGGGACCCAUUACUGUCCAACACCUUCAUAGAAACCAGCAGCCACUGGCCCCAGGGAUCAACUGGGCCCCCAGGUCCCCCGGGGCCCCCAGGACCUAUGGGCCCCCCUGGACCUCCCGGCCCCACAGGGGUCCCUGGGAGUCCUGGACAUGUGGGACCUCCAGGCCCUACCGGACCCAAAGGUGUCCCUGGGCACCCUGGAGAGAAGGGCGAGAAAGGACUGCGUGGGGAACCUGGGCCCCAAGGCUUUAUGGGGCAGCAGGGAGAUCCUGGCCCCAAGGGAGAGCCUGGUGAGAAGAGCCACUGGAACCAGAGCUGGGGUCCGGGGCAGGCCCUAGUGACACGGGCGCCCCUAACUUCCUUCGGGGCAAGAGGGGAGGACAUGCAGCCAACUACCGCAUCGUGGCCCCCAGGAGCCAGAAUGAGAGGGGCUGAGGGCAGCCGUGCCCUGUGGGUGGACCAUGCCAGGCGCCCCUCCCUCCCUCACCUGGACUUGGUCAGCUGCCUCCAGGGACAGCUGGUUCCUAUUUAUUAAUGUCCUCAGGGUCUCUCCUGCCAUCUAGGCCCUUGCCUUGGGCCGUCUUGGUUCUGGUACCUGCACCUGCCUGAGGCUGAGCAGGUCUGGGGCCUGACAGGGAAGUAGGCCUCACUCAGGAGCCCAGGCCUCAGUUUCCCUCUAUGAAAUGGGGUAGAGGUACGAGACUUCUCAUCUCAUCAGCCGCUGCCCUGGCCCUCAGCAGGUACAGACUGUUGCGGGGGGUAGCCUCGGGGUGGGGGGUGGAACCACACCCCCCCUUUCCUCUCUUCUGGUGCUGUGUUCUCACGGAGGCCAGGCUGCCAAUCCAUGACUGCAUGGUCGGAGGGCUCCUUGCCUCAGUUCUGCCCCCAGCCCCUUCCAUGUCCUGAGUGGGGGUGGGGCCUGGAGAGGAAAGGGCUGCCUGCGACACAUGCCGGGAGGCAGGUAUGUACUGGACA